This is a messenger RNA of Diceros bicornis minor, 972 nucleotides long. RefSeq names its product olfactory receptor 4K15-like. Gene Ontology annotation, cellular component: membrane. The transcript has a single exon. Gene Ontology annotation, molecular function: G protein-coupled receptor activity; olfactory receptor activity. The record is from RefSeq and is a predicted model, not a curated record. Gene Ontology annotation, biological process: G protein-coupled receptor signaling pathway. NCBI's taxonomy places the organism in Eukaryota, Metazoa, Chordata, Mammalia, Perissodactyla, Rhinocerotidae. Bases 1 to 972 code for a protein of 323 amino acids.
AUGGUCCAAGGAAAUUAUUCUAGGGUGGCUGAGUUUGUGUUGCUGGGACUCUCUAGUUCCCGGGAGCUCCAGUAUUUCUUCUUUGUAUUGUUUAACUUCUUGUACAUGGCCAUUGUGCUGGGCAACUUCCUCAUUGUCCUCACAGUGAUCUCUGAACCUGCUCUGCACACACCCAUGUACAUCAUGCUCAGUAAUCUUUCUGUUCUUGAUGUGUUUCUGGCCACUUACGCAACCCCCAAGAUGAUCCACGAUUUCCUUCAUGAACCCAAGAUCAUCUCCUUUGAGGGCUGCAUGGCCCAGAUAUUCUUGCUCCAUGUCUUUGCUGGUGGUGAGAUGGUGCUCCUUGUAGCCAUGGCCUAUGACAGGUAUGUGGCCAUAUGCAAACCUCUCCAUUAUGCAACCAUCAUGAACUUGUGCAAGUGUACAGGUCUGGUGGUCAGCUCUUGGGUCAUUGGGGUCAUGCACUCCCUGAGCCAGUUAGCUUUCACUGUAAACUUGCCCUUCUGUGGUCCAAACAUAGUGGACUGUUAUUAUUGUGACCCUACUCUGGUCAUCAAACUUGCCUGUACAGAUACUUAUAUCCCUGAAGUGUUGAUGCUUUUGGAUAGUGGUCUCAUGGGAAUGACUUCUUUCUUGCUCUUGCUGAUCUCCUACACGGUCAUCCUGGUCACUGUACGACGUCGUUCCUCAGUGGGCAUGGCCAAGGCCCGCAGCACUCUGACUGCCCACAUCACUGUAGUGACUCUCUUUUUUGUACCCUGUAUCUUCAUCUAUGCCUGGCCUUUCAGCAACUUCCCAGUGGAUAAAGUCCUUUCUGUGUUCUCUACGGUUUUCACACCUGUACUGAACCCCAUUAUCUACACAUUAAGAAACAAAGAGGUGAAGUCAGCGAUGCAUAAACUGAAGACCCAGUAUAUAAGUUCCUGGCUGCUUUCCCCACCGUCUCUCACAAAACUAAAUUUGCUGAACUGA